This is a messenger RNA of Lymnaea stagnalis (great pond snail), 897 nucleotides long. Lineage: Eukaryota; Metazoa; Mollusca; Gastropoda; Lymnaeidae. The record is from the annotation of a GenBank genome assembly.
CUGCUGUCGCUGGUUGGGAUCUUCGGCAACACCAUGAUCAUCGUUGUGCUGGCGCAUCACGGGUUCAAGGAUACAACCAGCACCAUGAUGAGAUCGCUUGCAGUCUCCGAUCUCAUUUACUUCCUGACCGACUCGUUCUACAACGUUGGCUGCAUCGCCCUGAUGUUUGACCGAGCUCUUGGCCAGACCCUAAACGUGAUCAACGGAAUGUAUUUCUUUUACUGGAAUCAGAUGUCGUUAACCGUGAGCCUGUGCACGGUAGCUGUUAUCGCCGUUGAGAAAGCCAUAGCUGUUUAUUUCCCUUUCCACGUUUCGAGACUAUUCACUCCCCUGCGGAUAAAAAUCAUCUUGGUUUUAAUUUACGUCUGCAAUUUUUCAGACAUGAUCAUCUGGGCUUUCACGCAUAACAUGAUUUAUUUGACAAACUUGUCAAACAACGAAACGUUUUUCACACUUGUGUUAUCCGAGUUUCACCAGAACAAUUACGAACUAGUCCUUUUUCUCAGCACCGUUAUCUUCAGUCAUCUGUUGUACACGGUUCCGCUUGCCAUCGUCGUUUUGUGUUCGGCGAUGAUCAGCUUCAAAAUGAUCCGCAUAUCCAAAAGUGCGCUGACCGCGUCGAAAUCGAGACCGCAAAACAUCAAGGGCUUUAAGGUGAUUAAGUUGCUGUUGGCCGUUUCCAUAGUUACUCUGAUCGUGUGCCUACCCACGGCCAUUGUGGAGAUGUACGUGAGGUAUGGGCCAGACGGUCGGGAUAUUUCAAACAGCUUUGUUUACCUCACGCAGUUAAUUACGACACUUCUCUAUCAGAUCGUUGGUGCGGCCAAUUUCUUCCUCUACCUCACGAUGAACACAAAGUUUGCUAGGUCAUGCAAAACAAUACUCUGCUGUGUGUAG